AACAGACGUACACGUCACUGUACAGCUGUCUGAGUGCGCAUGCGCAGUCCGCUCCAUUCGAGGAAGUGGCUCGCAGAGACAACCGCAGCACCAGGGAGGAGAGAGUUGUUUGUUCCCCGCUCACAGAGGAGAGACCCGCCGCCUUCUUCAAAAUGUCAGAACUUGACAGCAACCCGUUCGCAGCGCCCGCCAGUGACAACCCCUUCCACGAUCCUUCUGUCACACAAGUGACCAACUCCAGCGUAGAAACAGUUGACCAGUACAACCCUUUCCCUGGCCAUCCCACAGAUGGCCUAACGACUCCCUCAGCUCCAGCCUCCACUGCUCCCUACCAGCCUGCUGUGUUACAGCCAUCUACAGAGCCCAGUCCACAGGCAACUGCUGCAGCAGCUCAGGCCAACUUGCUGAGGCAGCAGGAGGAAUUGGAGAGAAAAGCUGCUGAGCUGGACCGCAGAGAGCAGGAGAUGCAGAGCAGAGGCCCGACAGGUAAAGAGAACAACUGGCCUCCACUUCCCAGAAGCUUCCCCAUCAAACCGUGUUUCUAUCAAGACUUCUCAGAGGAAAUCCCUCCCGAGUAUCAGAGAGUGUGCAAGAUGAUAUAUUAUCUCUGGAUGUUCAACUGUGUCACCCUGUUCCUCAAUCUACUGGCUUGUUUGGCUUUCUUCACCACGAAUACAUCCUACGGUGUGGAUUUUGGCCUCUCUAUUCUCUGGCUCAUCCUCUUCACCCCCUGCUCCUUCCUCUGCUGGUACCGGCCCGUCUACAAGGCCUUCAAGACUGACAGCUCCUUCAGCUUCUUCUUCUUCUUCUUUGUGUUUUUCUGCCAAGUGGUGAUCUUCAUCAUCCAGUCUGUAGGUAUCCCCAAUUGGGGGAACAGUGGUUGGAUCACCGCCUUCACGGCCAUCAGUGUAAACACGGCAGUGGGAGCCAUCAUGAUCGCAGUGGCCAUCCUCUUCACGAUGUGCGCUGUGCUGUCUGUCAUCCUGCUCAAGAUGGUGAGCGUUUAUUCACUUUCCUUCAUAGUUUCAGUCUCUGAGGGGACUUUGUUUGAACAGGAUGAAUUAAGUUUGAAAGGUCUGUAA
Paralichthys olivaceus (Japanese flounder) is the source of this 1082-nucleotide messenger RNA. The record is from RefSeq and is a predicted model, not a curated record. Lineage: Eukaryota; Metazoa; Chordata; Actinopteri; Pleuronectiformes; Paralichthyidae.